Molecule: messenger RNA, 2040 nt
Organism: Zerene cesonia (dogface butterfly)
Lineage: Eukaryota; Metazoa; Arthropoda; Insecta; Lepidoptera; Pieridae
Gene: CCT6
Product: T-complex protein 1 subunit zeta
Exons: 6
Coding region: 107-1702 (531 amino acids)
Biological process (GO): protein folding
Cellular component (GO): chaperonin-containing T-complex
Molecular function (GO): ATP binding; ATP hydrolysis activity; ATP-dependent protein folding chaperone
Source: RefSeq, a predicted model, not a curated record
UAUAAGUACAAUCGUAAUUGUCGCUGGCAACACAUAAUAACAUCAGUUUUAGGAACAAGUUAGUAACGUGAUUUUAGCAAGUUUUCGUAAAACAGUUUUUUGAAUAAUGGCUGCGAUAAGUUUGUUAAAUCCUAAAGCUGAAUUUGCUAGAGCUGCUCAAGCUUUAGCUGUAAAUAUUUCAGCAGCGAAAGGUAUUCAAGAUGUAAUGAAAACUAACCUCGGUCCCAAAGGUACAUUAAAAAUGUUAGUGUCAGGAGCUGGCGAUAUUAAGAUUACUAAGGAUGGUAACGUGCUUCUUCAUGAGAUGCAAAUCCAGCACCCAACUGCGUCCCUUAUCGCUAGAGCUUCCACAGCUCAAGAUGAUUCUACUGGCGAUGGUACUACCUCUACCGUCCUGCUGAUAGGCGAGCUGCUCAAACAAGCUGACAUUUAUAUAAGUGAAGGCUUGCACCCCAGAAUAAUAACUGAGGGCUAUGAUUUGGCUCGCAACAAAGCGUUGGAAGUUCUUGAAAGUAUGAAAAUACCUAUUGAAAUCAAAAGAGAAAACUUAAUUGAUAUUGCACGUACUUCUCUGAAGACCAAGGUACACCAGAAUCUUGCUGAAGUGCUAACUGAUGCAUGUGUUGAUGCAGUCCUUGCAAUAAGAAGACCUGAUCAACCCGUGGAUUUGCAUAUGGUGGAGCUGAUGGAAAUGCAACAUAAAACUGCCACUGAAACUACUUUAAUUAAAGGUCUGGUUAUGGACCAUGGAGCUCGUCACCCCGAUAUGCCAAAACGUGUGGAAAAUGCAUACAUUUUUACUUGUAAUGUUUCCUUGGAGUAUGAAAAAACUGAAGUAAACUCUGGAUUUUUCUACAAGUCUGCUGAGGACAGGGAGAAAUUGGUGGCAGCUGAAAGAGAUUUUAUUGACCAAAGAGUUAAAAAGAUAAUCGCCCUUAAGAAGAAGCUUUGUGAUGGCACCAACAAAUCAUUUGUUGUUAUCAACCAGAAGGGCAUCGACCCCCUUUCCCUUGAUGCUUUCGCCAAAGAAGGCAUCAUCGGUCUUCGCAGAGCCAAGAGACGUAACAUGGAACGUCUUGCUCUCGCUUGUGGCGGCUCUGCCAUGAACUCUGUAGAUGAUCUUACAGAAGAGUGCCUAGGAUACGCCGGUCUUGUAUAUGAACACAUUCUGGGCGAAGAGAAAUAUACAUUUGUGGAAGAAUGCAAGAACCCACAAUCUGUAACUAUUCUCAUCAAAGGCCCCAACAAGCAUACACUCACUCAAAUCAAAGACGCCAUCCGCGAUGGCCUCAGAGCUAUCAACAAUGCAAUCGAAGACAAAUGCAUUGUGCCUGGUGCAGCGGCAUUUGAAAUUAAGACCAAUCUGGAGUUGCAGAAGUACAAAGAUACAGUUAAGGGCAAAGCUCGUUUGGGCAUCCAAGCUUACGCGGAAGCUUUACUCGUGAUUCCAAAAACGCUAGCAGUGAACUCCGGUUAUGAUGCCCAAGACACCAUAGUUAAACUGCAAGAAGAAGCUCGUUUGAGCCCUGAUCCCAUCGGUUUGGACUUGAGUAGUGGAGAAGCUAUCAAACCUACCGACAUGGGCAUUUAUGAUAACUACAUUGUGAAGAAACAAAUUCUCAAUUCCUGCUCUGUUAUUGCUAGCAACCUCCUUCUCGUUGAUGAAAUCAUGAGAGCCGGUAUGAGUAGUCUUAAGGGUUAAUUUUAUUUUGUUUUUUCUUAGCAUAUUAACCCUUAAUAAUUAUUCUGUAUUUCUUUAAAGUGAGACACUUAAUUUCGUUAACUGCUAAAUAUUUCGAUUUAUUUUUUGCUUUUGUUCUAAAGAUAAAACUGUAUUAUUGUGGACAAUUGAAAUUGUUUACAGAUUACAACUUAAUUAUAUUAAAAUACUACUUUUACUACUAAAAAAAUCCAAAUGGAUUUUCGAAAACUUUGUAACACUAGGCACUCGUUCAGUCCACAAUAAGUAGUUGACCAUUAUUUGGCACAUAAGCUUACAUAUUGUAAUGAGUAUAUCUAAAUAAAUUGCUUUUUAAACUA